This is a messenger RNA of Paramacrobiotus metropolitanus, 2663 nucleotides long. RefSeq lists its product as uncharacterized. The record is from RefSeq and is a predicted model, not a curated record. Lineage: Eukaryota; Metazoa; Tardigrada; Eutardigrada; Parachela; Macrobiotidae. The coding region runs from base 627 to 2246 and encodes 539 amino acids. The transcript has 3 exons.
UACGUCACCAUCUCCCGUGCAUAUGCAGUACUGAUUAGCAUUACACGUACGUCUUAUCAUUACCUGUUGCACCGCAUUAACUGUGUUCAGCACUUGGCUCGAUAGUCAAGACAGGUACGAGCAGUACACAUACGAUCAGCAUUACACUGUUGCGAUAACACUGAGCUUUGAAGUUCUGAUCCGCUGGAUGUUUUGGCAGAUAACUUUAGUCGAGAGGUUAUGAUCGCACAACUCUGGAAUUUCUUAUGAUUACUGGUUUUGACUAAUAAAAGCGUAACGGAAGUUGAGCGGUGUUUCUCCCGUAGAUCUUCAUAGAAAAUCGUUCUUCUUCCUAGCCUGCCCCGUGGCAUGGCUAUCAUGGUAGCAGAUACUAAGAUCCGCCAAAUCUGAGCAUAAUUUCAUAUUGGAAGCAAUAUCUCAUCUUUGUCGGAAGUUGGUGUGGUGGACGCUGAUUCUCCAAAGCAGUAUCGUCGUGAACUUUCAUUUUGCAGUGUUUUGGUUUUCGUGGACUACGGGCGGUGAGCCACGGUGCGCGAAACCCGUGCAGUUUGGACGUGGGGUGUUGUUGCGGUGAGACACGGUUCCCGAAACUCCGUGCAGCAAGGAUUGUGAAUCGUCGAAGCAUUAUGGCAGACCAGCAGUGUCCGAACUGUGCCCGCACAGGACGCCUGUGUGUGACGUGCAUUCUCAAGCAGGCGCCGAACGUACAGCAGCGCGUCUUUAUGCUGCACCUGGAAGCACUGCUGGGAAAUUACCAGGCAUUCCAGUGUCUUUUGUUGCGCGCCCACUGGGAGCAUGUCGUCGUCAACCGUGACUACUACGAACAAAUUCGUGUCGCAGUCGAUCAUUUCCGCAGUACGAAGGAUGGCUGGAGCAAGGCACAGCAUGUACCGACAUGGGACGAGAUGAAAGCGCAGGAGCAGCAGCAUCACCAGCUCAUGUCGCAAGCACGCCAGCAGUUGAACGCUGAAGAGCAGCCUCCCGUCCAGCAUGAUCAGUCUGCCGUAGCAAUGCCAGCCGCAGUAGCUCAACAGCAGUGGAAUACCGUUGGCCGUCAGCCGUUUGGAGCACGCCACUUUCCUGAUCGCUCAACGGUGCCUCAGAAUCCGCAGCAGCGCCGAGCCGAUGCACCGGCAGCACAGCCACGCCAGUACAGCACUCGUAUGCCUAAUUUGCCUGCUGCAGAUGAGCGCGCCGACCGCAUUCUGUUGACUUUGGGUUUUGACAAGCAUGAGCAGCGUAAACUGAUGAAAGGCAUGUUAACCCGUACGAUGAGCACACUGGACCGCUUUUUGGCGAAUUCCGGUUUACUGGAAGAGAUGCAAGCAGAAAAGUAUAACUACCGUGAUGAUCGCCCGAAGAAGGAAGAACGCGAUAUCCGGUACGGUUAUCUUCGCAGCAAUGGCAUGCCCUCAGCAUUACAUCCUGAGAAUUUCGAACACAGCAUUCUGACUAUCGAUAUUGAAGCAUUGAGUCAGCUUGUGUACCAUCCGCGUAAAAGCAUGAUCCCGUAUUUGUUCAACUUCGUCAGUCCGGAUGCGAACGGUGCAAACCUGUUGUACGCCGGUCGUGUAGCAAUAUUCACCGAUGAGAUGUUAGUUAUGAUGAAGGAAGAGCAAGAUUUCCGCAGCAUGGACCGCCGUAAGCAGCAGAUUAUGGUGAAUUAUGUCCGUCUGUAUUUUGGUGCAUUGCUGGGACAUCACGGAUGUCAUAAGCAGUUGGCCGACGCUCCGCAUGAAGACAGCGCUUUCUUUCACGAAGCAAUAGUGAAUCUGGGUCCUACGUUGAAUGUGCAAGACAAGAUUGACCGCAUUCGUCAUGCAAUGGAAAUUGGUUUAGAGAAAGUUGCUGGAAAGCCAGUUGAGCAGUUGGUAGCAAAUCCGCAUGAUGCCGUAGAAAACGUCCUCACUCAGCUGCAGAAGUUGAAGGAUAAGUACGAGCCGCAAGGCGGACAACAGCAGCAAGUCGCACAACAUCAGCCGCAGCACCAGCCAGUGUUCAACUUGAACCCGCAAGGAAACGCUGCACAGUUGCAAGGUAUCGUCCCGGCAGGUGAGAAUGCCGCAAUGGACGAAGUCGAAGACUCGAGUAAAUCAGAUGAUCAGAGCAGUAGUAAUAGCAAUAUCAAUGGCAAUUCGCAUGAUAACAGUAAAUUAAGUGCAGUUGUUUCUGAACAGGUGGCGGAUAGUGUGGCGCAGUUGAAUUUCUCCGCAGAAACUAUGGAGCAUUCGGGAAAAGAGCAGUAGUUUGAAUAGCAUGUACUGAAUUACUAAGCAAUAUUUAUUUUGUAAAUUAGCAAUAUUUUUCUGUAAGCAAUAUUUCUUUUGAAUUCCGCAAUAGACUUGAUUUGUCAGCAUUUCUCUUCGAUGGAUGGUAGACUGGCAGCCUCAUAGGCGCAGUCCGGAUGUGGAUCGCGAAUUGACACGCAGCCUCAUAGGCGGUGUCGAAAUGAGUGGACAUUUAACGGUGGAAUGGAUUUUUGAUAAUUUUUGUGUUCCUGUUUAACCAAAGUACUAACAGAUCUCGAUGGAUAUUUCUUCAGUUUAUUGAGCUUAACUCAUGAUUUCAUUUUAUUUUCAUUAAACAGCCGAUCAGUGACUGGUAAGUUGUGUGAGCGACAGUGUAACAUUGGAUUUUGAAGCAGUAAAAUUUUUCAGACGCAG